AUGGCGUCGCUUCUAGCGCCUCCGAAAGCGCAGAUGAGCAGCAUUUCUCUCGCUGCGUCGACGUCUCAGAAUUUAUCGCUCUCACCGCUUCCUCUCACUGCCUUCCGUCUCCUCCAGGCCCUCUCGUCGACCGCCUCCGUCUCUUUCCGCGGGGCAGCCAUCUCCGCUCCGCGCCGAAUCUCCGCCGCGGGGACGGUCUCCUCCGCCGUUGCGGUGCCCGCGCAGGCUUCCGCCGCUUCCGCCGCCGACGCCGCCGACGGCGCCGCUCAAGGUGAGGGGACGCCAGGGGAGGUGCAGGAGGGGGUGCAGCGGGCACUGGCGGCAGUGAAGAACUCGCCAGCAGGCACGCCGCUGUCGUUGCUGCAGCGGCAGCUGGCAUCCGUACUCACGCCGUUCGCGGAUAGACUGGAUUCUCGAGCCUUGAGCAGCAUCAUGAAGCAACAAGAGGCGGACUGGCGUGUCGUGCUGGCGCUCUACGAUUGGAUGGCAGGGCAGGGCAUUCCGCGCAGCAUCCACGUGUACACGGUGGUGCUCUCGUGCCUGGGGCGGACGGCGCAGUGGAAGCACCUGCAAUCCGUCUUGGACGAUAUGGCGAGACUAGGAGUGCCCAUGGACGAGUACGUGUACAACACGCUCAUAGUCGCCUACUCCAAUGCCGGUCGCUUCAACGAAGCUCUAGGGUGGUUUGAGCGCAUGGAGAAGGCGGGUUGCAUGCCCAACCAGGUGAUCUACACUACAGUGAUGAAGCUCUUUGCACGGGCGGGCAGGACGGACGGCGUGGCACGGAUCGCCGCCUUGCUCAGGGAGGAGGGCGGCAGGGAGGACGGCCUUUUUCGGCUGGAUUCGAAAACGAUAUGCGCGUUGAUCGCUGCGUACAACAGCAUGGGGGACCUGAAUUCUGCGCAGGAGGAGAUUGAAUCCGCGCGAGAAGGUAUGCCCCCAGGCGAGUGGGACGUGGUAGUCUGGAACGCCAUGGUGGCCGCGUAUGGGCUCUCCAGCAGCACCAACCGCUCUCCACCACACAGAACCCACUCAUUGCUUCCCUCUGUGUUCCGUCAUUCACAGGUGUUUGAGGCGGCACGGGCAGGCACGCCCCCAGGCGAGUGGGAUGUGGUGGUGUGGAACGCCAUGGUGGCUGCGUAUGGGCGGGCGGGCAAGGUGAGGCAGGCAGAGGAGCUAUUGCUGCAGAUGGAGGCACAGGCGGACAGGGGUGACGGGCGGAGUGAGGGGGAAGAAGGGGCACGUGGGGUUGAUACAGGGGAGUGGGGGAGUGUAGAGCCUGAUUGGGGGAGUGCGGAGGCAGAUGGGGGGGGGAGCGUUGAAGCGGAUCGGGUGGGCCAGAGCAUGGGAGAAACAGGGGGAGCGGAGUCAGUGGGUAGGGUGCAAAGGGGUGCUGCUGGGUCGAUUAUUUCGUCGACUAGAAACGUCAGCAGGGUGCAAGGGGACGUUGAGGCGUCUCAAGCGACUUGUGAGUCGACUCAAGAGCAUCUGGGCAGGGCCGCGACAGAGGCAGAGGAUUCGGCUUCAGAGGCGCCUCAAAAGGCGUCUGAGAAGUACAUGGACUGGGUGGCAGAGAGAGAGGAUUUGCUGGUGGUGCAGAUAGGUGCAGAGGGGUUUGAAGGAGAGGCGCUGCAAGGGCGAGCGCCUGGCGGUGGUGCUGACAGUGCUGACGGGGCUGCGCCUCAUGGCUCGCGGAUUCUACCCGUCAACCGUCACAUUCAACACGCUGUUCUCGCUCUACGCCUCGCUGCCCUCCUCCCCAAUCUCUGUCCUAUCCCUUCCCAACUGACCCGUUCCCCCAUUCCCUCCUUCCCUCGCCCCCCUCCCAGCGUCUCAUGGCUCGCGGAUUCUACCCCUCAACCGUCACAUUCAACACGCUAUUCUCUCUACGCAUCGCUGCCCUCCUCCUCCUCCUCGCUCGCUGCUGCCCGCCGCCUGCACACCCUCAUGCUGCAAAUGGGCGUCCCUCUGGACGUGCCUCUCCACGUGUACUUGUGCUGUUCUUUGAGUGGCCUGCUCAGCCGGUUGUCACUGCUAACACCCCCUUGUCUUGCUCUUCUUCCCCCACCCUCUUUGUGUCUGCUUCCCCCACCCACCCGCCCUCCCCAGCGCCUCAUGGCACGGGGGUUCUACCCGUCAACAGUCACAUUCAACACGCUAUUCUCUCUCUAUGCCUCGCUGCCCUCCUCCUCCUCCUCGCUCGCUGCUGCCCGCCGCCUGCACGCCCUCAUGCUCCAAAUGGACGUGCCUCUGGACGUCUACUCGUGCUGCUCUCUCAUUGGCCUGCUCAGCCGCUCCGGGCAGGUUGAAGAAGCGGUCGGGCUGUUUGAAAGAAUGAAGGCGCAGGGCGUGCAGGUGUGUGUGUGGGUAGGGGUGUGUGCAUGGGUGGGGGCGUUCAGGUGCAUGCUUGUGCGAGGGUGGGUAUGGGUAGGUGUUGGUGGGUGUGGGUGGGUGGGGUUGAAGAAGCGGUCGGGCUGUUUGAAAGAAUGGAGGCUCAGGGCGUUCAGGUGUGUGGGUGGGUGGGGGCAUGGCGUGCAGGUGCAUGCUUGUGCGAGGGUGGGUGUGGUGUGGGUAGCCGGACUCGCACGUGUUCAGUGCAAUGAUCGCCAUGUUGGCCCACCGCCACGGCAAGCCGGACUCGCACGUGUUCAGUGCCAUGAUCGCCAUCCGGACUCGCACGUCUUCUGUGCAAUGAUCGCCAUGUUUGCUCGCCACGGCAAGCUGGAGUACCAAGGUGCAACCAACCAGAGCCUACCUGUUCAAUCCCUUUCCCCCACCAACCCUCCCCCCCCACCAGCCGGGCUCGCACGUGUUCAGUGCAAUGAUCGCCAUGUUCGCGCGGCACGGCAAGCUGGAAGCCGCGCUGAGAACCUUCCAGGAGAUGAAAGCCAUACCCUAAUCCCUCCCUUCCCCCAUCCACCUCCAUCCACCCGCACCAGCCCGACUCUCAUGUCUUCAGCGCAAUGA
This is a messenger RNA of Closterium sp. Naga37s-1, 2967 nucleotides long. The record is from the annotation of a GenBank genome assembly. Lineage: Eukaryota; Viridiplantae; Streptophyta; Zygnematophyceae; Desmidiales; Closteriaceae.